Molecule: messenger RNA, 3673 nt
Organism: Pantherophis guttatus
Lineage: Eukaryota; Metazoa; Chordata; Lepidosauria; Squamata; Colubridae
Gene: TFAP2E
Product: transcription factor AP-2 epsilon
Biological process (GO): regulation of transcription by RNA polymerase II; anatomical structure development; regulation of cell population proliferation
Cellular component (GO): nucleus
Molecular function (GO): DNA-binding transcription factor activity, RNA polymerase II-specific; RNA polymerase II transcription regulatory region sequence-specific DNA binding
Source: RefSeq, a predicted model, not a curated record
GUGGCGGCAAUCUACGCCUUCCUGUUCGCAGCUCCCUCCCUCGGAUCCAUCCUGCGCGUUUUCCACCGCGUCCCAGAUCAGUUGGCAAAUAAAUAAGCGUAGCCUGGCAGCGCGGCGCUCAGAGGGGAAGGGAGACCGAGCCGUCGGUCCUUUUCUCCCUGGGUUGCUUUCGGAGGGGACCGCGGGGGCUGAAGGCGCCACGCACCUUGGGGGCACCCUGAAGACUAAUCCGGCGCGCGUGGCAGCGGAGUGGGGGCGCUCUUCCGCCCUCUGCCCUCCCCCCAAGGCACGCGCACUGGCGCUUUCGCUUUGAAGUCGGCUCCCGGAGUGCGCUCUGUCUCUUUAAGGCGCGCUCCCGGCGCUCGGCGCGCGCCCCCGCCUGUAUAACUGGAGUCCAUGGAGUUGUAUUGAGUUCAGAGGGAGGAAGAGCUGGGAGCCAAGCAGGCUUCGAAGGGGGAAAGGUCGGGUUUUUUUGUUUUUUUGAAAAGGAGAAGCCGCUGCCUGUCCAGAGCUGGGUUUUGGCUACGCGCUUGGAAGAGCCCUCGAUGGACGCGCCGCCGCUCGCCGCUCGCUUUUAACGGAUACUUUUCCUGGGGGGUGGAACGGGGCGCAGAUUCUGGUAGCCGUCGGGGUUGCUAGCAUCGUUCCCUCUCGCCCCCCGCCCCCCCUGUUUGGAGGCAUUUCCCCUAAACGAACUGGGAGUUUGGCUACCGCGCAAGAUGUUGGUGCACACGUAUUCCGCGAUGGACCGCUCGGAUGGGCUGAACGGGACCUCCGCCGGCGGCCGCCUCCCUCAACUCUCGUCCCUCAACCAGGCGGCGGCGUACUCCUCGGCUCCCCCUCUGUGCCACACGCCGGCCUCGGACUUCCAGCCGCCCUACUUCCCGCCGCCUUACCCGCAGCCGCCGCUGCCCUACGCGCAGAGCCAGGAGAGCGCCUACCCGCACCUGGGGGACCCCUAUGGCGGCCUCAACCCCAUCCACCAGCACCAGCAGAGCGGCUGGUCCUCGCAACGGGCGCGCCAGGAAGAAGCGGCGGCCGCGGCAGCCGCGGCGGGCCUUCUCUCGCAGACGCACCGAGCUCUCGGCCUGGAUCCGCGCAGGGACUACCCGGGCAUGCCGCGCUUGCUCCACGGCUUGGCCGACGGAGCUCACGCCUUGGCCGACGGGCCGCUGGGACUCCACGCUCUGGCUCACCCCAGCCUCGAGGACAUCCAGGCGGUGGAUGAGGCCAGUAUGAACCUUUUGGACCAGUCGGUGAUCAAAAAAGUGCCUAUCCCUUCGAAGGCCAACGGGACCACCAUCUCUUCCCUGACCAUGAACAAGGACACCCUGAUAGGAGGGGUGACCAAUCCAAGCGAAGUCUUCUGCUCCGUUCCAGGACGGUUGUCCCUCCUCAGCUCCACCUCCAAGUACAAAGUGACCGUGGGUGAAGUUCAGAGGAGGCUCUCGCCCCCAGAAUGCCUCAACGCUUCUCUCCUUGGUGGCGUCCUUCGGCGGGCAAAAUCUAAAAAUGGUGGAAGAUGUUUAAGAGAAAGGUUGGAGAAGAUAGGGUUAAAUCUACCCGCUGGAAGGCGCAAAGCAGCAAACGUCACCUUGUUAACGUCCCUGGUGGAAGGGGAGGCUGUUCAUCUCGCUCGAGACUUUGGCUAUGUGUGCGAAACAGAGUUCCCAGCCAAGGCAGCAGCGGAAUAUCUGUGCCGCCAGCACUCGGAUCCCAGCGAGCUCCACGCCCGGAAAAACAUGCUUUUAGCAACCAAGCAAAUCUGCAAAGAGUUUGCCGAUAUGAUGGCUCAAGAUCGCUCCCCUUUGGGAAACAGCCGCCCCACACUCAUCUUGGAACCUGGCGUUCAAAGCUGCUUGACGCACUUCAGCUUAAUCACCCAUGGUUUUGGAGGGCCGGCGAUCUGCGCGGCGCUCACCGCGUUCCAGAACUACUUGGUGGAGUCCCUCAAAGGGCUCGACAAAAUGUUCAUGAACAGCACGGGCAACGGUCACUCGGUUGGCGACUCCAAAACCUCAGAAAAGGAUGUUAAGCAUCGGAAAUGACCCCUUCUGCAGGCUGUGACCCACCACGUCUCCCCAUCGGAGGGGUCCUUCCCAUUUCCAGGACGUGAGAGACAGGAAGGUCCUUCAACACUCUUGGAAGUGUUGCGGGGGGUGGGAGGAAGGAGAUGAUCAACCUUCUUUCUCCUGCCAGGUUUUCCAAACUGUGACGGAUGCAUUUUUGAAACCAAGUCAGUGAAAAAGAGAAGAUUGGAGAAGAAGAAUGGGCGGAGCCAACCUCAGCACGAGGAGACAUUAGUUACUGGUUUGGGUUGACACCUCUGAUUUUCCAUAGGAGAGACUGGAAGCCUGGUUAUAUGUGCAAUUAUUUUGAUGAUUUUAUGUCUUUCUUUGGAAAAGUCCGUGCUCAGAAAAAAAGGUUGGGAGGUUCCAGGCAGCAUUGCCAAGGAGAAAGCCAAGACAAAGAGGUCUUCAGGUAGAAAGUCUUUUCAGAAUCAAGGCCUGUUUAGAGUCAAAGAGUACUGGAUUUGGUUUUUUUUUUUUGACUCCUGCAACAGGCCUGGGCAUCUGCACCAGAUAGAGAAGGCUCCAUCAGCACUUCUUUUAAUCAUGAUCUUACAAAUCACCCUUCCUAAAGUUUGACAUGGUUUUCCUUUGCUACAGUCUCAUGGCGGAAAAAACUUCCCAGUGAUACAAUCUUGGAAAAUGUUGUACAACUUUGUUUACCGAUUUUUUGGGGGUCCAGUUAGACCUCAUGGUGGAGGUGCUGAUAGAGCCAUCUUGGUAGCCCCCACCCAGAGGUGGGUUUCAGCAGGUUCUGACCAGUUCUGGAGAACCGGUAGCGGAAAUUUUGAGUAGUUCAGAGAACCGGUAGUGAAAAUUCUGACUGGCCCCGCCCCCAUCUAUUCUCUGCGUCCCGAGUCCCAGCUGAUUGGGAGGAAAUGGGGAUUUUACAGUAUCCUUCCCUUGCCAUGCCCACUAAGCCACACCCACCAAGCCAUGCCACGCCCCCAAGCCACACCGACAGAACCAGUAGUAAAAAAUUUUGAAACCCACCACUGUCCCCACCCCAACACUAAAGGGGAGAAAAUCCCUGUUCUUAGGCAUCCUCUUUUCUAUCAAGGUGUCAUUUCAGCUUCUCUGGACUGAAGCUGAGUGAGACAGUCCAAGUUCUGAAACAUUCGUCAUGCUCUUAAUAUUAAAUAACGGAAUAAUAAAUUAAUAAUUGAUUUGAAGCACAAGACUAGCCCUUGAAGGAGAGGCCAAACGGAACUUAUAAUGAAAUCUGUAUAUAUUUAUUUAUGUGUAAUUAAAUAAAUAAAAAAAGUUUUAACAUGUCCGGUGUGCAUUAUUUAAAAUGAUUUUAAGUUGGGAUUUCUAUGGGGUUUGGGAUUUGUUUUAUUUUUGUUAUGUUAUGAAAAAUAUAAGUCAGUUCUUGCAAUUUUCGGGAAUAAGGUUUCGGAACGCACAACAGGGUAGCAUGGAUUACAGUUUGCAAUGCAAAUAAAUUAAGAGACAUUUCAGCACAUUUGGUAUUCUCCUUCCCCCUCCCCCUCUCUGCCUUUUGUACUUCCUGUGGUUUCUCUGGAAAAGCUGCAAUAGAUGUAUGAAUUCCACCCAACAAAAAUGUCACCGUUAUUAUCUGAAUAAAAUCUCUUUUUAUUUAC